This is a messenger RNA of Dryobates pubescens (Downy woodpecker), 5822 nucleotides long. RefSeq names its product apoptosis associated tyrosine kinase (gene LMTK1). NCBI's taxonomy places the organism in Eukaryota, Metazoa, Chordata, Aves, Piciformes, Picidae. The transcript is spliced from 14 exons. Gene Ontology annotation, biological process: brain development; peptidyl-tyrosine autophosphorylation. The record is from RefSeq and is a predicted model, not a curated record. The coding region runs from base 16 to 4890 and encodes 1624 amino acids. Gene Ontology annotation, molecular function: protein tyrosine kinase activity; ATP binding.
GCUGGCCCCACACUCAUGCUUUUCCUUGAGCUGGGAGCCCUGAGCUGCUGCCGGGCUCUGCGGGAGCCCCCGGCUCGUCCCUUCCGUACACGUCAGCCACCGCUCGCCGUGCCGCGCUCCGUUCGCCGCCGCGGAGAGAAGAGCGGCGGCCGCAGCAUCGCCCAGCCCGCAGAGCAGCCCGGCAGCAGCGUGCCAUGGCCGGCGGGGAGGCCGCGGGCACCCGGCAAACACGGCACCCCCCUUAGUGAACUCUCCUGGUCCUCCUCGCUGGCUGUUGUGGCUGUUUCCUUCUCGGGGCUCUUCACCUUCAUCUUCCUCAUGUUGGCCUGUCUGUGCUGCAAGAAGGGGGACAUUGGCUUCAAGGAGUUUGAGAAUGCCGAAGGGGACGACUAUGUGACGGAGCUCUCAGCCCAGGGAUCACCUGCCCCCCAGCAUGGCCCUGAGGUCUACGUUCUGCCCCUCACCAAGGUCUCCUUGCCCAUGGCCAAGCAGCCUGGGCGCUCAGUGCAGCUCCUCAAAUCGGCGGACCUGGGGCGGCAGAGCCUGCUUUACCUGAAGGAGAUUGGGCAUGGCUGGUUUGGCAAGGUGUUCCUGGGGGAGGUGAACUCAGGCAUCAGCAGCACGCAGGUGGUGGUGAAGGAGCUGAAGGCCAGCGCCAGCGUACAGGACCAGAUGCAGUUCCUGGAGGAAGCACAGCCCUACAGGGCCCUCCAGCACACCAACCUUCUGCAGUGCCUGGCCCAGUGUGCCGAGGUGACGCCGUACCUGCUGGUGAUGGAGUUCUGCCCCCUGGGUGAUCUCAAGGGAUACCUGCGGAGCUGCCGGGGGGCCGAGGCGAUGACCCCGGACCCGCUGACCCUGCAGAGGAUGGCGUGUGAGGUGGCCUGCGGUGUCCUACAUCUCCACAGGAACAACUACAUCCACAGCGACCUGGCCCUGCGGAACUGCCUUCUCACAGCCGACCUGACCGUGAAGAUCGGAGACUACGGACUCUCACACUGCAAGUACAAAACCCUACAUACUUGGCAGGACGACUACUUUGUGACGGCCGACCAGCUGUGGGUGCCGCUGCGCUGGAUCGCCCCUGAGCUCAUCGACGAGGUGCACGGCAACCUGCUCAUCGUGGACCAGACCAAGUCCAGCAACGUCUGGUCGCUGGGUGUCACCAUCUGGGAGCUGUUUGAGCUGGGCAGCCAGCCCUAUGACCACUACUCUGACCGACAAGUGCUUGCCUAUGCCAUCAAGGAGCAGCAGCUCAAGCUGCCCAAGCCUCAACUGAAGCUCUCGCUGUCAGAGCGCUGGUAUGAGGUGAUGCAGUUCUGCUGGCUGCAGCCAGAGCAGCGUCCAACGGCGGAGGAGGUUCACCUGCUGCUCUCCUACCUCUGUGCCAAAGGGGCCACAGAAGCAGAGGAGGAGUUUGAGAAGCGCUGGAACUCCAUGAAGCCCAACGGCAGUGCCAGCGCCAGUCACCACGGCCCUGAGCUCUCCUCCUUCCCACUGCUGGAGCAGUUCUCUGCUGAUGGCUUCCCCUCAGAUGGGGAUGACAUCCUCACUGUCAUGGAGACCAGCCACGGCCUUAACUUUGAGUACAAGUGGGAGCACACCAAGACUGAGCACUUCCAGGCUCCCCUGGGGUCCCUGAGCCCCAGCAGCGCUGCACGCUACCAUGACCUCUACUAUCCAGCCACAACCACGGGACAUCUGAGCCUGGGGGUCUCACCCUCCUGCUAUGAGUGCAAGCCGCCGGGCUGCCCUGGGCUGCCAGCGCCCGGCGUGGUGCCCAUCCUGGGUGCCCACAGCCCCUCACUUGGCAGCGAGUACUACAUCCGCAUCGAGGGGCCGGGGGAAGGCAGUGCCGAGCUGGACUAUGCCAUGUGUACCUACAGCCCUGCAGCCGAGCAGGGCUCCCCGCACCCCUCAUCCUGCUGGCGUGCCCAGGGGACCCGGAACGGCAGCACCUAUGACUCUGACAGCAGCCCCACCGUCUCCCUCAGCAUGGAGCCACUGCUGGGCCACGCGCCAGUGGGCGAGGGCUCCUGGGAGUGUGCUGAGUACUACCCCUACCCCUGCCCAGGGCAGGAGCCACGGGGUUAUGAACCAUCCCCCAGCCACAGGGCAGAGGGGUACCUGCUGGAGGAGGAGCACACCCAGUUGGGCACCCAGGACUGGCCCAUCCCUGGUUUCCAGCCCAGCAUCUUCACUGACCCCUUGGGUGUCUCACCGUUGGUGAACAGCACCUACAGCCCCCCGGGGUACCGCGAACCACAGGCAGCCCCUCCAGGUGGGCAGCUGUCAGGGCAGAGUGAUGCCAGGCCGGACUCCGUGGCACUGGAGCUGGGUGAGGACAGUCCCCCUGGUGCCCCCCACACCCAGGGCACAAGCCCCCCAGCUCAGCGGCAUCCCUGGGCCUCCAACAGCUCCUCCAACAACAACAUCAGCAGUGGUAGCCCAGCAUCUCGUGAGGCCCAGGCUGGUGACAGCUGGUGCUAUCGCCGCAUGAUCACCUUCCGGGGGCUAAUGGCCAAGCCGCUGGGCACCAUGCCACGCGGCCAGCCGCAGCUCGGGGGGUCCCCACCAGGCCAUGACUUCCGCCGCCUGCGGCAGGAUCAGCCCCCCAGCAUGGCCGGCAGCUCCUCCUCCCUGUGCCGCUCACCCUCCCCGCGCCGCCAGGCCUGGCACAGCCGUGACUCAUCAACCUUCGGUCGCUCGCAGGCAGCAGCGCUGGCUGGCAGCCCCGCCACGCCGUGGGGCCCCACCGCGGCCCCAGCAGCUGGAGCAGGGGCCCAGAACGAUGUCUGCCUGGACGAGAGCCUGGAGAGGAGCAGCCCUACCCAGAGUCUGCCGCCCCAUGCUGCAACUGUGCCAGGGCCAGGGGAGGCCACCCCCAUGGCUGGCACUGCUGAGCCAAACCCCAACCCCCCCCCGGAGCCUGGUGUAGAUGGUGCCCAACCCACAGCAGAGGCCUCUGAGGUGCCUGCGCCAGCGCCUGGGGAGCCUGUGGGCGAGCGCGGGGUGUGUGCUGCUGUUGAUGCGGACCGGACGCCAGACAAGACCUUCUCCAGCGCCAGCUUCCCCAGCGUGGACGAAGGGAGCGAUGAGGACACUGCAGACCUCACCUCUGGCGUCUUCACUGACUUCUCUGGGGACUACACAGAGCGGGUGGAGACGGCUCCAGCAUUCAAGUCCCUGCAGAAGCAGGUUGGGACACCGGACUCCCUGGAGUCGCUGGACAUCCCCUCCACAGCCAGCUCCUGUGAGGUCUUCAGCCCCACUGCCUUCACGCCUGCUGGCCAGCCCAAGGCCCUCGACAGCGGCUACGACACUGAGAACAACGAAUCCCCCGAGUUCGUCCUUAAGGAGCCCCACGAGCCCCGAGAGCCAGACACCUUCAACCAGCUGGGGAAGCCACCCCCGGGUUUGCCAGUGAGUGAGGGUGAGGGUACGGUCCCAGACGCUCGGGUCCCCACCUCCCUCGGGACUGAGCUGCACAGCCUCGCUGAGAAGAAUCCCUACCGCGACUCUGCCUACUUCUCCGACUAUGAUGCAGAGGCUGAGCGCAGUCCCAAGGGCGAGGAGGACAGCGAUGGGUCCCGGACCCCAGAGGCAGAGGAACGUCCUCAGUCCCCUGCACAGGAUCUAGGGAAAGCCCCUGGGCCUGGAGAGGACCCGUUGCACCCCCCAGGGGCACCCAGUAGUCCCCCAGCAGGCCCCGGUGUUGCGGCAGCAGUGGACACGCCAGUGGUGGGGGUCUUGGUGGGGGACUGUCAGGAGGCAGAGGCUGGGAGCACCCUGGCUAGCCCCACGGGGCAGGCUUUUGGUACCGAGCAGAGACCCGCUGGCACGGGGCUGGUGCUAGGCAGCUCCCCACGCCCUGAUGGCGAAUCCUGUCCUCCGGGCUCUGUGACGCCCAAGACUUUCUUGUUGACCCCAGUGCCACUGAGCCCUGGUGAGCCAGAGUCCAUCGAAGGGACCCAUGUGCCUGAGGCCAUCCCUGGACUUGGGGAAGCUGAGGCUGGGGACAAACAGACUGUGCCUCCCACGCCAGGGCUUGGGGAACUGGGGCUGCCCCUGGAGGGAACUGUGGUGGAUGAUGCACCGGGAGGUCCCAGCACCUUGCUACAAGAGAGUGUCUCGCCUCCGGGCCUCUCUCUGCUCCCCUCCACCCGGGAGCCACGGCCGGUUGUCCCUGAGCGCUCUGAGGAGCUGGAGGAGGAGGAGGAGGACACGGAAGACAGCGAUGAGUCAGACGAGGAGCUGCGCUGCUACAACAUCCAGGAACAAAGUGAGGAGAGUGAGGAGGAGCCAGUGGCAGUGCCCAUCGUGGUGGCCGAAAGCCAGAGUGGCAGGAACCUGCGCAGCCUCCUCAAGAUGCCCAGCCUGCUCUCUGAGGACUUCUGUGAGGAUCUGGAGCGCAAGAAGAAAGCAGUCUCCUUCUAUGAUGAUGUCACCAUCUACCUCUUUGACCAGGAAAGCCCCACGCGGGAGCUGGCUGAGCAGAACUUCCCAGAAUCCCCCCAGCCUUUGGGGCAGCCCCCUGCUGCUGGCAGCCCCCCCAGUCCGGCAGACAGGCUCAGCACCUCAGACGACUCCUCGGACGGCAACGUCUCAGAAGAGAGUGGUGGCUUCGAGUGGGAUGAUGACUUUCCACUCGUGGCGGUGAAGCCAUCCCUGACGACCUCACUGACAGGGACACCAGUGGAGCCUGACCCAGCCGUGUCCACGCUGCCUGCCCUGCCCACGCUGGUGCCAGCUCAGAAACAGGUGCUGCCUAUCCAGUUCUCCCGGUUCACAGUCUCGCCUGCCCCAGUGUCCCGGUUCUCCAUCACUCACGUUUCCGAUUCAGACAUGGACUCCAUAGGAGGCAGCAGUGAGGAUGGUGACCGGGAGUGAGCCAGCCAGCACGCCCACCGGGCAUCAUCCCAACACCGGUACCGGCGCAGGAUGGCGAGGCUGGGGACGGGGCCCGGCCGGGAGCUCCCAGCCUGCGCUCUGGAAUUUUUGUAGGCAGAUUUGAUCGGAAGGAGCUGGUUUGCUGCUGCGAGCAGGAGAGGGGCCAGGGCCGCCCGGGGCCAGGCGGUGGGUGACGGCUGUGCGCGUGUGUGUGUGGCUGUGUGUGUGUGUAAAUAGACACUAUAUAUAUAUAUAGACAUAUAUAUAUAUAUAAAAAUUAGAGCAUUUAAAGGGUAGUGCCCUGACCUUGCUAACACUUGCGGAGUGUCCCCCCCUCCUCCAACCCCAGCAAAAAUCCCCUCCCUUGGCAUCAUGCCCACAUGUCCCUGUCCCCCUUGUGCCAUGCACUUGGCCUUGCACCUCACCGGCUUGGCUGCACCACAGCCACCCCGUAGCUGCCCCACAGUGUCCUCGAGUGAGGGGCCAUUGGCUGCUUCUGCGGUUUGAUGUCACCCUGAGUGCACCCACUGCCUGCACCAGGGCUGCCACCGGCUCUCGUACCCAGGGUGGGCAGCAUGGCUUGAGGUGGGACUUGAGGGGCCAGGGGAGCUCCCCUCUCCCUUGAUUUUGGGGAUCAGUCUCACAGAGUCCUGGCCCAGCUAAAGCCCCGGGGACCGCCUGCCCCACUGCAGUGGCACGGGGAGGGCUGGUGGGAGUGUGGGGGUGUCCCAGCUGCCCGUGUGGGGUGGCCCCAGCCUGGGACCCACCGACCUGAUUAUUUUUGUAUUUAAAGAAAAGGAUUAGAAAAAAAAAAAAAAAAAGAAGGAAACAACAAACCAACCCAAACCCACCUUAAAAAACAAAACUUGCUGUCGACUGAACCACAUUGACGCCAUUUUAAGUUAUUGCUGCCAAAGAGACAUCACAAGGCG